ACUCACUGACAUUCGGGCUUCUGCAGGUUUUAAACACAGAUUAACUUGCCGAGGGGUCUUCAAAGCCUUAAUCUGCUGCUUGUAGCCUGCAGAAACACAAAUGCUUAUUUAAAAUAAAGAAGUUAAAUAAGCGAAGGGCAAACUGAGGAAGUGGCUGCUGAGAUGGCUCCUUUGAUGUUUAAAGACGCGUUUUGGAGCUCUGACUUCACUUGCCACGCUGGGUACGACACCGUGAUCCAGAGGCUGCGCGAUGGGAGGCAAAUGUGCAAAGAUAUGGAGGAGCUUUUAAAGAUGAGGGCAGUGGCAGAAGAAAAGUACGGGAAGGAACUGGUGACAAUUGCUCGGAAAGCUGGAGGACAGACAGAAAUCAGCACUUUGAGAGCAUCCUUUGAACAACUGAAAACACAAAUAGAGAACAUUGGCAACUUUCACAUCCAACUAUCUGAUCUAUUGAAAGAGGAGGUGAAAAACAUUGAGACUUUCCGAGAACGUCAAAAAGAGCAGAGGAAAAAGUUUGAAAGCAUCAUGGAGAAAGUUCAAAAGAAAAAGGUCACCUUGUACAAGAAGACCAUGGAGUCUAAAAAGACCUAUGAAGUAAAGUGCAGAGAGGCUUACGAGGCAGAGUCAGCUGAGCAAACAAAUGUUCCAGCCAAAAAUGCUGAAAAGGUGCGUCACAGGGUCAAACAGUGUCGACAAGCUGCCACUGAAGCAGAGAAGGUGUACCUCACCAACAUCGAUCAGCUCGAAACCGUUCGUCAAGACUGGGAACAAACUCACAAAAGCACAUGUGAGGUCUUCCAGCAGCUGGAGGGAGACCGGAUCAACAUGCUGAGGUGUGCCCUCUGGGAUCACUGCAAUCAUUUCUCCAUGCAGUGUGUCAAGGACGAUGAGCUGUAUGAGGCGGUGAGGACGCUUCUGGAGCUGUGUGACAUCACCACAGACAACAACUGUUUUAUAGAGAUGAAAAAGACGGGAUCAAAGCCACCAGAUCCUAUAGUGUUUGAAAGCUGCUACUCAGCUGGGAUGGAGAGGAACAGCAAUGGGCAAGCUUUUUUUCCUCAAGGUGACAUGUCAAGAAGGAGCUCAGAGUCUUUACUCAGAAGGUCUGUGAGCCUCGGUACUGAAAGUCCCACAGCUUCACGGCCAAACCUGGUGUCUGUUACAGAAAGCGAAACAAGUGAUAAUGGAUAUGCGCCCCUUCCUUUACUACCCACUGCCCCUGAAGACGAACAGUUCUAUGUUGUGCUUUAUGAGUAUAUAGCACAGGAGCAAGAUGAACUGUCUGUGAGCAGAGGGGACAUAGUUCAGGUCCUGGUGAAAGAAGAAGAUGGCUGGUGGACAGUGGAGAGGAACGGGUACAGUGGCCUGGUACCAGGAAACUAUCUGGACAAAAUCUAACUCCAACACAAACUAUACAGACAAGUUUCCAUCAGUGAUAGCUUCUAGAUACCUUAUUGCAGCCCUGACAUAAGUUUAAUCAAAAGUAUGAUUAAGUAUGUGACUGAAACCUGUUUACAUGCUGUAAAAACAGGAGGCAAGUCCCAGACACUGCAGACAAAUAUUUAUCCCUGAGCAAAAAAGGUUAUUUAUGUGACUAAUUUAGUCUGGCAGUCGUGUACAAGACCACUUGGGGCCCUCGUGUCAGGACAGCCGCAUAUUUUAUUCAUUCCUCUGGCCGGCUCUGUUCUUAAAUCUUCUUUUUUAGGCACAGUUUUGAUCUUUAUGGUUUGAAGCUCUACAACUGUGACCGCUUUCAGAGGCAGAUUUUAUAAAAAUGUGUUAGUAGAAGGGUGAGGAAAUUAUAGAAAUGUAUUUUGCUAAACAGUUUCAUUUCCCAUUUAGGCAACAUAACUUAUGAGGUACAAUGCGUUUCUUGACAGAGAAACACAUUGUGAAGUUUAUUUUAUUUAGCACUAUUUAUUUAGCAACAAUAGUGUACUUGGACUAAUGUUGAAAAAAUAAACUACUUUUCUAUAACAUGGUUUUAAAAAUAUGUGUUCAAGAAGUAUUAAAAGUUCAUAAAGGCAGAUCUGAUAUUUUGGUACAAGAUAAGAAAGUGAGGUUUGACUUGUGGUAUUUUAAAUUACCUAUUAAGUAGACAUGAAUGUUUGUGAGCAUUUGCAAUGGGUAUUUUUUUUGUGUGUGUUCUGCUUAGAUAUACUCUGAAUCAGUUGUUAGCACAAGUGAAGCAGUUGUUGCACUCUAUCAGCGAUUAACCUUGCCAGUCUCAACAGUCUAAAACAGAAAUACAAAAUAACUUGUGGGGAAAG
Gambusia affinis (western mosquitofish) is the source of this 2270-nucleotide messenger RNA. RefSeq names its product proline-serine-threonine phosphatase-interacting protein 1-like. Gene Ontology annotation, molecular function: actin filament binding. The coding region runs from base 163 to 1398 and encodes 411 amino acids. The transcript is spliced from 15 exons. NCBI's taxonomy places the organism in Eukaryota, Metazoa, Chordata, Actinopteri, Cyprinodontiformes, Poeciliidae. Gene Ontology annotation, biological process: actin filament polymerization. Gene Ontology annotation, cellular component: cytoplasm; plasma membrane; actin filament. The record is from RefSeq and is a predicted model, not a curated record.